AUGGCUACCAACGCAGGAGAAAAUGUCAUUGCCGACAUGAUCGCCACUCGACCUCCCCCAGAGGUCGUCGAGCAGAUCGCGGCUCAUGACUCGGUUCACAUCCCCCACGACGCCUCUGAGAAAGUCGCAGUCGCUGACAUCGCCUCCUCGAGCGACGAAGACGACGAGAAACCUCUCCCCACCGAAGAGGAGAAGGCGACUUUGCGCAAAGUCUCCGACGACUUGAGCUUUGUCGCGUUUGCUCUCUGUCUUGUCGAGUUUGCGGAGCGUGCUUCCUACUAUGGUGCUCAGAAUGUUUUUUCCAACUUUGUGGAGUUUCCUCUUCCAAAGGAUGGUAAUGGAGCUGGUGCCCCUCCCAAAGGCACCCAAGAAACUGCUGGAGCAUUGAACAUGGGUCUCCAAGCCGCCUCCGGUUUCGUUCUUCUCUUCCAGUUCCUUGCAUACAUUAUUCCCAUCUUCGGCGGUUGGUGGGCAGAUGUCAAAGUCGGUCGAUACUAUGCUAUUGUUGUUGGUGUUUUGAUCUGUGGUCUCGCGCAUAUCAUCCAAAUCUUCGGUGCCAUUCCUGCUGUCCUGCAACGGGGAACGUCAAACUCCGCACCCCCAUUCAUCAUCGGUCUGUUGAUCUUGGCCGUUGGUGCUGGUAUCUUCAAACCCAACAUUGCUCCUACCGUUCUCGAUCAGACGCUCCAUUCCAAGGAGUUUGUCAAGACCUUGAAGAGUGGCGAGAGGGUCAUUGUCUCUCCUGAGUUGACCGCAACUCGCACCAUGCUCAUCUUCUAUGGUGCCGUCAACCUCGGUGCCUUUUACAUGCUUGCAACCUCCUAUGCUGAGAAGGACGUCGGCUACUGGCUCGUUUUCCUGCUCUCGGGUAUCAUCUACUUCCUUCUGCCCAUUCUAUUGUUCGUCAUGUAUAAGCGUACCAAGAAGUCUCCUCCAUCUGGCUCCGAUCUCACCAGUGCCUUCAAGAUCGUCGGAACUGCCCUCAAGAGAAGCAAGUUCCAGUUUUGGAAGAAAGGAUUCUGGGACUCCGCCAAACCCUCCGUCCUGGCCCAGCAAGGCAUCACAGUCAGCUGGAGCGACAAACUGGUGGACGAUGUCAAGCGAACCAUCGAUGCAUGCCACAUCUUCUUCUUCUUCCCCAUCUACAACCUGAACGACGGCGGUAUCGGAUCCGUCCCUUCCAACCAGGGAGCUGCCAUGAUCACCAACGGUGCCCCCAAUGAUCUGCUCACCAACUUCAACCCGCUCACCAUCAUUAUCUUUGUGCCAUUCCUCAGCUACGUGUUUUAUCCCAUGCUGCAACGCUUCGGAUUCAAGUUGGGGCCCAUCGACAAGCUGACUAUUGGUUUCCUCUUGGCUGCCGCUGCCGGUGCCUUUGGCGCUGUUAUUCAACACUACGUGUACAAUCUGUCUCCUUGUGGGUACUAUGCUUCAACCUGCGACGAAGUUGCACCCAUCUCGAUCUGGUGGCAGAUCCCCAACAACGUUCUGAGCGCCAUGUCCGAGUGCUUUGCCAACGUCACUGCUUAUGAACUUGCGUACUCGCGAGCUCCUCCUUCAAUGCGAGGUCUCGUUAUGGCUGUUUUCUUGUUUAUGACUGCUCUUUCAGCUGCUCUGGGUGAAAUCCUGCUUCCUAUUCAGAUUGACCCUUACUUGAUCUGGCUCUGGGCUGCCCCCGCCGUCGCUCUUGUUCUUCAGACCAUCUGGCUCAACAUUCACUUCCGUCACUUGAACAACGAGGAAUUCUUGACCAAUGAGAUCCUUGAGGAGGCCCCUGUCACCAAGGAGGUUCAGGAGAUCAAGGUCUAA
This is a messenger RNA of Talaromyces marneffei, 1809 nucleotides long. RefSeq lists its product as uncharacterized. Gene Ontology annotation, biological process: transmembrane transport. The transcript has 4 exons. Gene Ontology annotation, cellular component: membrane. Gene Ontology annotation, molecular function: dipeptide transmembrane transporter activity. Bases 1 to 1809 code for a protein of 602 amino acids. The record is from RefSeq and is a predicted model, not a curated record. Lineage: Eukaryota; Fungi; Ascomycota; Eurotiomycetes; Eurotiales; Trichocomaceae.